Molecule: messenger RNA, 2434 nt
Organism: Culicoides brevitarsis
Lineage: Eukaryota; Metazoa; Arthropoda; Insecta; Diptera; Ceratopogonidae
Gene: Psi
Product: far upstream element-binding protein 2
Exons: 7
Coding region: 99-2006 (635 amino acids)
Biological process (GO): regulation of DNA-templated transcription
Cellular component (GO): cytoplasm; nucleus
Molecular function (GO): mRNA binding
Source: RefSeq, a predicted model, not a curated record
UCGUCGCGUGAAGCUGAAAGAAAAUUUUUUUAAAACAAUAAUUAUCGCAAUUGAAGUCGAAAAGAACAUUCUUGAGUAAUAAUUUCCUAAUUAAAAGAAUGAGUGAUUACUCUCCAACUCAACAACAACAACAAAACUUUUCACAGUCAUCUGCCUUUGCAGCCGCUCUCCAACGAGCGAAGCAAAUUGCGGCGAAAAUCCAGCCAGGACCUCAGCAAGCGUCGCCUGUGGGAGGACAAAAACGCCCCUUAGACGACUUCGGAAACGACAAACAGAACAAUAAGCGUUUCAGCGGCGGAAAUUCCCCUCCCAUGACGCAAGCAUUGCAACAAGCACGUGAACUUGCCGCUCGUCUCGGCAACAAUCAAAGCGCAGGCAUGGCUCAACCUCCGAGCGAUGCGGUUCAACGAGCACGCGACGUAAUCAACAAAAUGGUUGGCGGAAAUGGCGGAGGACCUCCAUCGCACAUGUCUCGUCCCGGCUUGGGCAGCGGAAAUUACAACAACGGAAACAGUUCGUUCGAAGAAGUAAUGAUUCCCGGAUCGAAAGUCGGUUUGAUUAUCGGAAAGGGCGGCGAAACAAUUAAGCAGCUCAUGGAAAAAACUGGCGCGAAAUUAGUUGUCGUGCAAGAAGGCCCCGGACAAGAGAACGAAAAACCCUUGAGAAUUACGGGAGAUUACGAAAAAGUUCAGCACGCCAAGCAAAUGGUUGAAGAAUUGCUCGCACAAAAAGACCAGCAACAACAGCAAUAUCAGCAACGGAACAAUAAUUACAACAAUAACGAUCAUCAAGGAGGUCCUCCACGCGGAAAUGGCGGAUAUGGCGGCGGCGGAGGUCGAAAUAAUCAUCAUGGCGGCGGCGGAGAUUACGACAAUAUCGAAGUUGUUGUGCCAAAAGCAGCUGUUGGUGUCGUUAUUGGAAAAGGCGGCGAGAUGAUUAAGAAAAUUGCGGCAGAUACAGGCGCGAAAAUGCAAUUUAUUCAAGGAUCAGACCCGAAUGGCGAUCGAAGAUGUGUCAUUCAAGGUCCGAGACAUUUGGUAGAAGAUGCGAAACGAACUGUUGAUGAGCUCGUUGAAGGAGUUUUGCGACGCAAGGGAAUGCAAGGCGAAGGCGGGCAAGAUGUGAAUUAUGCCAAUUACAAUGGACCAAUGGUUUCGCGCGAGGAAUAUUCGUUUACUGUUCCUGCUUCCAAAUGUGGCAUCAUCAUUGGGCGCGGCGGCGACACAAUCAAGCAAAUUAACUCGCAAUCCGGCGCACAUUGUGAAAUGGAUCGCAAAGCUUCCGCCAAUAUGGUUAACGAGAAAGCCUUCAUCAUCAAGGGCGAACAGCAUCAAAUUGACGAAGCGAAGCGUCUGAUACAAGACAAAAUCAAUGUCGAGCUUAACAUGACUCACAUCGGUUCAACGCAAGUUCCUGCCCCGAAUACAUUCGCAAAUAAUCCGUAUGGCGCUGCCGUUGCUGCUGCCUGGGGAGGAUAUGCACAACAAUGGGAUCAAUCGCAACAAGCAGCUGCCGCACAAAUGGCAGUUGGCGCACAAGGACAAGGCGGCUCCGAUUACUCUGCACAAUGGAUCGAGUAUUACAAACAAAUGGGCAUGACACGCGAAGCUGAAAUGAUUGAACAACAAAUCAAGAUGCGCGGAAAUUCCGCAGGACAACCAGGAGCAAAUGGGCAAAAUGGGCAACAAGGAGCUGCGGCAGCACAAGCUGGCGCUCAAGGACAAGCAGAUUACAGUGCGCAAUGGGCUGAGUAUUAUCGACGAAUGGGAAAAACUGAAGAAGCUGAAGCGAUUGAGAAACAAAUGGCAGCUCAAAAGGCUGGAGGACAAGCUGCAGCUGGAAAUGCUGGCGCCGCACAAAACGCCGCCCAAUUCUACCCACAAAUGGCUGCUUAUGGACAAUAUCAGCAGUACUAUGGAGCGCAAGCGUAUCCCGGAUAUCCGGGAAAUCCCCCGCAACCGGGACAACCUCAACCUCCAGCGCCCGCUUCCGGAGACUCAAAAUAAGAAAACUAAACAACUUCGAUUACCUAUCUUUUAACUCUACAAAUAAAUUUCUUAUACAUAUUCGAGUAAAUUAAACAAAAAAAUCUUAGAUAAAAUAUGUAUAGCAAGAACUUGUGUGCGGCGAUCUCUGUAGAAAGCGAUGUGUAUUUCGGUAAAAAAAUUUAACAAAAUUAUAAAAAAAAAAAAUAUGGUAAGAUGAUAAACAAAAAGACGAGCAUUUUUAUAUGUGGGAACCACACAAUUCCUCUUUUAUUUAAUUUUUAACAAUAAUAAAAAAAAAUGUAGCAUUAAAAUUAAGAAAUAAAAAAAUUGAAAACUUAAAAUAAUAGAGGUACGAAGAAAAAAUGAAAAAAGACGUUUUUUUUCACCAUUUAAUAAUUAUUAUUAGUUAUUAUUAUCUAUUAAUAUAAAUCUAUGUAAUAUAUAAG